Oncorhynchus tshawytscha (Chinook salmon) is the source of this 2278-nucleotide messenger RNA. RefSeq names its product galanin receptor 2a. NCBI's taxonomy places the organism in Eukaryota, Metazoa, Chordata, Actinopteri, Salmoniformes, Salmonidae. Gene Ontology annotation, biological process: G protein-coupled receptor signaling pathway. The transcript is spliced from 5 exons. The record is from RefSeq and is a predicted model, not a curated record. Gene Ontology annotation, molecular function: G protein-coupled receptor activity. The coding region runs from base 155 to 1078 and encodes 307 amino acids. Gene Ontology annotation, cellular component: membrane.
CAAAAACUAAGAGUCACAUGCAAGCCACUUUUAACAGUUUUCAUUAUGGGGAUACUCUAAAAUUCAAAGAAUGGCUGACGGAUUUACCCAUGACGGAGAAUAAUGCUGUUUAUCUUGGUACACAUGAGGAUACUUCACUCAAUAACCCAAGAGUAUGGCUGUCCCCAACAUGUUUUCCCUGAUCUUUGCCUGUACCUGCGGGGUGAUCCUGGGCAUCGGUUUCUGUGCCAACCUACUGGUGUUCUCUCUGUUUGCCAAGUACAACACCCUGAGGAAGAACUGUCUGGACAUCCUGCUGCUCAGCAUGGCUCUGGCAGACUUCCUCACCCUGCUGCUCAUCCCCUUCACCCUGCACUCUGCCAUCAGCUACUCGUGGCCGCUGGGGGACACCUCCUGCAAGGUGUACCAGUUCUUUCUGGCCUUCUCCCUGGCAGCCAGCACCUACAGCCUGUGUGCCGUGUCCAUGACACGAGCCAUGAUCAUCACCAACCCCUACCAUCCUCCUACCAUGGACCUGGUGGUCCUGAUGUUCGUCUUGGUCUGGGCAUCAGCCUUCUUCAUCAGCCUGCCUCUGAGGAUCUUCGCCACCAAGGAGAGCCUGAGCCCCGGCUUGGGUAAUUUUACUUUCUGCCUGCCCACCAUACAGGAACACCACUAUCAGGUGGUCCUCAGCCAGUUCAUGCUCUACUACUUCGUCCCUAUGCUGGUGAUCGCCUUCAACUACGUCCGGUUGGCCUGCUUCCUCCACAAGAGCCCAGUCAUGUCUGUGGCCAGUGCCCGCAACACACGCCGAGCCUCCUUUAUGGUGUUCCUGGCGGCCGGGACCUUCUCCAUCUGCUGGCUUCCCGGGUACAUCCUGGAGCUGUGUGUGUACCUUGGGCUCUACCGCCACGGCCAGUCCUGGGAGAUGUUCUACUUCAUCUGCACCGUGCUUCAGUACCUCCAUCCCUGUGUUAACCCUGUGCUCUAUGUGCUGCUGUCCAAGAGGUACCGCCACCGCAGGAGUGCCUGGUUGUUUAACUGCAACAGGAAUAGGGUGCAGCCGCAGGUUGUCAGCAUCACUACAGAGACUGUGUAGACGCACUGGUCACGAGGGGAGCUGGCUUUGCUUUGAGAUGGUGGAAAGCCUAAUCUCGCCACCCAGGACGAAAUAUGGUGUGCGUAUUAUUGGAUGAUGUUGAUACUGUCUGAAUAUGAAUACAGCACAUUACAUUGCAGUGCAGUACAUUAGCUCACAUUCAUCUGUGAGGUUCCUGAUGCAGUCUUUUUGUGUUGGUGUUUUACCGAUCUGUUUAUUUUAGUUUGUACAGUUACUUUCCGCUUCUUCUUUUUGUGUUUCAUUCUUGCAGGAACAGAUUGACAUGUACUGUAUGCAGGAUAAAAAGCGAGUAAAAUGUUAUUGUUUUAAUGUUAAAAUUGUUUUAUUUUCUGUUGUCUGAUAUUCUGUACUUUGUCAUUUAGGACAAAAAAAAUUUAAUUGAAAUUCCAUUGUGUUCAAACAAUCAGGGAUAAAAAAAAAAACAUUAUUUCGAUUAAUGAAUUAAAACUUUUUCCCCAAAAAAACAUUUCAAUGAUUUAUGACUGAUUUUCAGAUGGUUUUUUUAUGCAGAAAUUACUUUUAGAACACAACGAGAUCUGGGACCAGACUAUUGAAUUCCCCAGCUAGUGUAACAGUGUAAUUACAUUGUUAAAUUCUUGCAUAAAAAUGGGUAUAUGCCACCUCCUGGUAGAUUAGUGUGUUUACAUUGUCUAACACACUCUGUGAUAAAGGUAUGGGAUUCUGGGUGAUCCAGAGCAGAUUUAUUGAGAAUUGCUGGGGGUAAAUUGAAAAUUGAAUGGUCCCGGGAUAGAAAUGUAAAAAGUUGGCAUUACAUCAUAAAAUCCACAUUUUACACCGUACAUUAGCAAUUUAUGUUAUUAGUAGCAACUGAUGUUGGUUUGGCGUCAUUUGCCGAAUCUCAGUUUUCCAUGUGGAUUUUAUGCUAGCUAAAUAAAGUUCCCUCUGAAGUUGGUAGCUAACUCAAAAAUGCAUGUUCUUUAGGAGUGCUAUUUAUUACCCCGUCGACGAAUGAGCAUUCAUCUAUAGUGUGUGUGUCCCAUCAUUGCAGGUAAUUGAUGACAUGUGUAAAGAAUAUGUUUUAUAAACUCAUAAGCACCAGCCAGCGUAUUAGCCUGGUUUUGUUAGUUUAGGAAAAUAUGUGGUACAUUCCAGGUGUAUUAUAUUUCUUCGCCACGAGAGUGUGACAUUGAGUAAUUUCGGGAUAAUUUGAUAUAUUUU